AUGGACAGUGAUGAAGAAUCCUUGCAGUCAGUUCUGUCUGGAGAUGGGACAAAUUACUUCGAUGACUACGACAGUGACGAGUGUUCAGACAUAUGGACUGACGACGAAGCAUUUUCGGAUAUAGGAGAACCAACCGAUCAUCGAACUCUGGUUACAACACCUCAACAACACACUGAUCUGAGACGAGUUGAGCCCGGAGAAUAUUUACAUUUAGGUGUUGAGAAACGAAUCACCAAGUAUCUUGAGCAGAUACCAGUGGAAUAUGUACCGCGUCAUUUAAUCUAUGACUUUAGUACAGACGGUGCCAAUCUCGAUAAGUCUGGUUACAUAGUUAUGUGGCCCAUCCAAGUCAGAAUUGUUAAUAUCCCAAAUAGUACUCCCAUCAUGGUUGGUAUUUAUAAAGGCCCACAUAAACCUGCUUCUGCCAUGGAUUUUUUCAAGGAUUACAUUACGGAAAUUAUGAGAAUUUCAUUGAAUGGUGGUAUUCUUUUCAAUAAUGUGAGAAUUCCACUAAUUGUACGCUGUUUCAUCGCUGAUGCUCCCGCCCGAGCUAUGAUGUUGAAUCAUAAAUAUCCUACUGGAUACAAUAGUUGUUCUAAGAGUUACCCCAAUGGUGCACCACGAACUGAUGCUGAUUAUCGGAAUCUGGUAGACGAAGAUCAUCAUCAUCGACCGAGUAUUCUUGCAAGACUUCCAGCAUUUGAUUUAGUCAAGCAG
Messenger RNA from Diachasma alloeum, 717 nucleotides. RefSeq lists its product as uncharacterized. The record is from RefSeq and is a predicted model, not a curated record. The transcript is spliced from 2 exons. NCBI's taxonomy places the organism in Eukaryota, Metazoa, Arthropoda, Insecta, Hymenoptera, Braconidae. The annotation marks the transcript as partial.